Molecule: messenger RNA, 708 nt
Organism: Drosophila ficusphila
Lineage: Eukaryota; Metazoa; Arthropoda; Insecta; Diptera; Drosophilidae
Exons: 4
Coding region: 44-388 (114 amino acids)
Source: RefSeq, a predicted model, not a curated record
CAACAAUAUCACUUAAGUCAAGGAAGUACCUAAAUAUUGCAAAAUGACGAAAAAAGUUUGUUGCUUACGGCCGGAAACCUUUGGCGUGGUAAUAGGUUGUCUUAGCAGUGUGGCGUCCACAUUUGCAACAACCAUGUUGCCCUUUUUUUUGGCAGCAAGAGUUAUAGAAUUAACGAUUGGCGUGAUUCUUCUGCUGUUACUAGUGACGAACAUUGUGACAUCGUUUAUACUUUCAAUAGCUAUUUUAAAGAAACAAUAUCAUAAAAUGCUUCCCUGGUUGAUAGACAGUGGAUUGCUUUUGUUCUUCCUCACUAUUCUAGGAGUUUAUGGAUUGAUAAUGUUUAUCCAUAUGAGUGACCGUAUAUUUUUCAUAAUUUACAGUAGCUAAAUUGUUCUCUGCUGGUAUAUUUACUAUAGCAUGUAUUCGCUAUAUAAGAUUUUCCAGGCCUCCGAAAAUUUACAAGUUCAGAAUAUUGAACUCGUCGAUGUUCCCACAGCAUAGCAUCAUUUUUUAUUCAUUAUUAAGUCGAUUUUUUAUGCCAGUCUUAUUCUAUCAGUUCGCACUAGAAUUUUGCUUGAAUAUUUCCUUAAAUAUAAUAUAAGAUUCUUUUCGGGGUGCGCACUUAUUAGGAAGCUGAAUUUAAAUUUUCUCUUUGUUUAACUUUUGUUUUGAUAAUAUAUUUUUGAAAAUAUACUUCCUAAAAAGCC